Messenger RNA from Camellia sinensis, 2365 nucleotides. Lineage: Eukaryota; Viridiplantae; Streptophyta; Magnoliopsida; Ericales; Theaceae. The record is from RefSeq and is a predicted model, not a curated record.
UGAUGAUAUAAUAACCCCCCCCCCCCCUCUUUUUUUUUAAUAAAUUGAAUUGAAUUGAAUUGGUAUUUGGAUUGUAGCGAAUUGGUUGAUGGUGACCUUCUCCUCGUAAUCUCCUGAUUGAGUUUUGAAAAUAACAGUGUUUGGUGAAUUGGGCUUUUUGUUUUGUCUUUUACUAGCAUAUGCUGAAGAUAUAUUUCUCCAAGGAUACCUUAGUUUUCUCCCUGUUUUGUUCUAUUAUCUUGGAUUGUUCUUGCAUUGAUGUACAUGAAAAAUUCAUGGGUUUAUUUGUAUCUCCUCCUUGUCAAUACAGCUUUCCCAAUGUGUUUGUCACCGUUGUGCUAAUAUACAUUGUGUCAAUUCGAUAACUUUAUCAAGUGGUUGGACUUCUUUCAGCAUUGCGUCGGAUUAUGUUCGAUUGCCUGUUAUUAUGAUGAACAAACGCUAUUACUUAUUUUCAUUUUCCCCUUGCAGAUUUGUGUGCUAUGUAAUUUAGAAUUUGGCCAAGGGAUGGAUAUUAUACGGAGAACCGUAUUGGUGUGUUUGGCCUUUUGGGGUGCAGUAUCUUGUCUGAGGUAGUGGAAUGGAAAAGAAGAAAAUAGAUGACUAUGAACCAAUACCAAUUCCACAUGUGAGAGUUGACAGAUUUGGAUUUGUAAUUCAAGAACUUAAUGAUUCUCCUGAUGGUUUAACCAAGAACAGGUCAGCCUGUCAGUAUGCGAGGGAGGAAAGAAGGAUUAGAAAAUGGAGGAAAAUGAUUGGCAUUGGAGGGAGUGAUUGGAAGCAUUAUGUUAGAAGGAAACCUCAUGUUGUAAAAAGACGCAUAAGAAAAGGAAUUCCUGAUUGUCUGAGGGGUCUUGUUUGGCAGCUAAUUUCAGGAAGCCGCGACCUCUUGCUGAUGAACCCUGGGGUUUAUGAGCAACUAGUGAUAUAUGAGACAUCUGCUUCAGAACUUGAUAUAAUUCGGGAUAUAUCUCGUACCUUCCCUUCACAUAUUUUCUUCCAGCAGAGACAUGGACCUGGUCAAAGGUCUCUCUAUAAUGUUCUAAAGGCGUACUCUGUAUUUGACAGAGAUGUUGGCUAUGUUCAGGGAAUGGGAUUUGUAGCUGGUCUGUUGCUUCUUUAUAUGAGUGAAGAAGAUGCAUUUUGGUUAUUGGUUGCAUUGCUAAAAGGAGCUGUCCAUGCCCCCAUGGAGGGUUUAUAUUUGGUGGGGUUGCCUCUGGUACAGCAAUACCUUUUUCAGUUUGAAAGUUUAGCAAGAGAGAACUUGCCAAAAGUCGGAGAGCAUUUUACGCAAGAAAUGAUAAACCCUAGCAUGUAUGCAAGCCAGUGGUUCAUAACUGUUUUUUCUAAAUCUUUCCCAUUCCAUUUGGCUCUUCGAAUUUGGGAUGUCUUUCUCUACCAGGGUGUCAAAAUUGUUUUUAAAGUUGGUCUGGCCCUGCUGAAAUACUGCCAGGAUGACUUAAUAAAGCUACCAUUUGAGAAGCUUAUACAUGCUCUGCGUAACUUCCCUGAGGACGCAAUGAACCCAGAUACCCUAUUACCAAUGGCCUACUCAAUCAAGUCUUUUCCAGUGAGGAGCUUGCAUCGUAUCCAAGCGUUUGGAGGAACUUAAGCUGGAGUACGAGAAGAAAAAUGGGAAGCCAGCAGAAGAACCCAAAGGGAAACAGAAACAUCUGCUACUUAAAAUGCAUUAAAGGUGCUUUGCAUUUGAGAGGACCCCGAGCCACAACUAGUCAGUACAUACACACUGAUUCUUUUAUUCUUUGCUUGUGUCAACAAUAUUGUCUCUGCCAGUGUGUAUAUAGCAUCACACUUUGGCCGUGUCUUUGACCUACGCAUAGGUAUGACGCGUAAAAAAUUGCUCAAUUGGUUGCUUACUUGAACUGAUUCUUUAGGUCUAAAAGAUCACAUGUUAAAAUCUUUUUAUGAGACAAAGUGAGGAUGGUGGCAAUGUGGCAUCUACGCAUCUUCUGAUAAGAUGGAAUCGUUUGGAUGGACCACCACGGGAAAAUUAUUUAGGUGGGAUGACAUACUAGGAAAGUUCUCUUUUGCUACACCAUAUCUGUCCAAGAAUCGGAUUCUUUUCAACAACUGUACCCUACUGAUCUGCUUCUCACCGAUCAUUAGGCGUUUUUAUGAUUGAGAGCCCUAAUUACCGCUAACUUGAUUGUUAUCCAAUGGCAAGCAUGGUGGAGUUGAUCGGCCAAUCAUUUGUUAUAUAUUUUAAAACAAGUUUGUAAGAUGGAUUUAUUGAAUUUUAUUUAUGCGACGAGUCUAAUGAUGAUUCUCUGUUGAUAUGACAUUCUUAUCCUCCGAAACAUUAGCAGGUGAUUAAUAUAAGGUCAAGGUUGGAUUUUGAUGCUAA